Cervus elaphus (red deer) is the source of this 2987-nucleotide messenger RNA. It is a transcript of the gene MPIG6B, whose product is annotated as megakaryocyte and platelet inhibitory receptor G6b. The coding region runs from base 734 to 1438 and encodes 234 amino acids. Gene Ontology annotation, cellular component: plasma membrane. Gene Ontology annotation, biological process: blood coagulation; megakaryocyte development; platelet formation. The transcript is spliced from 6 exons. NCBI's taxonomy places the organism in Eukaryota, Metazoa, Chordata, Mammalia, Artiodactyla, Cervidae. The record is from RefSeq and is a predicted model, not a curated record.
CUGCCUGUUAAGGAGGGGCUGCCUCAGGACCCCUGAAGGUUCUCAGGACCCUGCCCUAGCUCCACUUGGGUUUGGCCUGGCCUUGGUUCUUCUGGUGCAGUGAAGGCCGAGGGUGUGGGGCUGUACAUCUGCUCCAAAGCACCUCCCAAGCCAAAACCUGCUCAGUUAGGUGUGGCUCCUUGGGCCAGGAGGGACAGAAUGGGCACAGAGAGGUGAGGUAGCAGCUAAAAUAGGAAUAGGAAUAGUCAUAAUGGCAAGCACAUAGUGCUCCUAUGACUCAGCCAUUGUUCUAGGUGUUUUCCAUGUAUUAUUUGAUAUAGUUCUCCAAAUACUCUAUGAGGUAGGUGCCUUUAUGCCCAUUUUACAGAUGAGCAAACAGGCUCACAGAAGUGACUUGUGCACAUCUCGCAGCUAGUAGAUAGUAAAAUCAAGGUUUGAAUUCAGACAGCCAGAAUCCAGAAAUUGUGGUGCUCAUGGCAACUGCUACAAUGCAAGAUUUGAGGACUGCACAAGUGCUUGUGUAAAGGACCCCAGCAUGCAUUUUAAGUGAGCACUGCUUAAGGGCUGUGAACUUGCCUCUGAGGAUUCUCAGAGGGAUCUGGGCAGCUGGUGGCCCCUCCCCCACCCUUUAUCAGUGCCCCCAGACUCGCGGUCUCCCCCUCCACCCCCGUUUGAUUUCCCUCCGGUCUCCUCCGCUGAUUCACUGCCCUCCUCUUCCCACCACAUCCCAGCCAUGACCCUGGUUCUGCAGCUGCUGCCGCUGCUGCUGCUGUCGAGGGCCCCGGGGGACCCAGGGGCUUCACUGAACGGCCACCCCGGGGACCGCGUGAAUCUCUCCUGCAUAGGGGUCUCGCAACCCACCCGUUGGGUCUGGGCACCUAGAUUUCCGGCCUGCAAAGGCCUGUCCAAAGGACGCCGCCCGAUCCUGUGGGCCUCACCGAGUGGGACCCCCACCGUGUCUCCCGCCCAGCCCUUUGCUGGCCGCAUAAAUGUCCUGGACCUUGGUAUCCGGCGACUGGAGCUGCUCUUGAGCGCGGGGGACUCGGGCACCUUUAUCUGCAAGGGUCGCCAAGACGAGGAGAGCCGUACGGAGCUUCAUGUGCUGGGAGACCGGGCCUACUGCAAAGCUCUGGGGUCGUCGUAUUCCCAGAUUCUGAUCCCGCUGCUGGGCGCUGGGCUGGUGCUGGGCCUCGGAGUAGUGGGCUGGGCCUGCUGGCGGCGCAGGCGCUCGCCCCCUCAUCCGCCUCCACCAACCCCCAGAUUUGCUCUGUCCCCCCCACAUAGUUUCACUCGUGAAAGCCGAGCCCCAGAGGCCAGAAGAGGAGGAAGAGCCCAAGAUGUCAGGGGACCUGGAUCAGGAGCCGAGCCUGCUCUACGCAGACCUGGAUCAUAUGGCCCUCAGAAGGUCAAACCGACUGUCUCCAGUGGUCCCUGCUGAUGCCUCCACCAUCUAUGCUGUUGUAGUUUGAAGGGAAGCCUUUACAGCAAACCUCACAAGCUGGGGGCUCCCAGAUCUCCAUUACACCCCUCCCCUUCUUGGCCCUUCACCUGACAAAGGAAGGCACCAUGGGACAGAAAUGAGCACUAGACUGGGAGUUGAGAGACCUAGGUUCCAGGCUAUCUCUGCUGCUGAUCUUGGUCCUUCCUUACCCCUGUCUCUCACACCCGUUUCCCCACCUUAAGACACCAGCAACUCCUAGAUCGUUGCCCUAUCUCUUCACUUCUCUUGACAGUCAAGCUCUUUGAACCAAGGGCCUACACCUGUCUCUUCCAUUUUUUCCUUGCUCCUACUACUCACCUGUCUCCAUGAGAUUGCCAGUGAUGUAUUAAUAGCCACACCCACUAGAUGUUUUGUUAGCAUUCAUCUGGCUUGACCUUUGAUUGCUCUCUUAUUUAAGCUCUGUUUUUCUUUAAUGUUGGUGUCUUCCUCCUGGACUCCCUUUCCUUCCUCCCUAUUCCCACAUUAUUCCCCACCAUUCCAGGUUUGUCUUUUUAAUAUCUGCUUUUCUCCCUCUUCUAGGAUGCUAUCAUCCACAGCCAGUCCUCAGCCUUUACUUUAACUGCAAACAACACCCAGAAUUCCCUCCAGUUCCCAUCUCUGAUAUGAGAUUUCCAAACUGUCCCUCAGACAUCCCUGCCUGGCUGACCCUAGGUAUUUUGCACACAGCAGGUCCAAAAGCCAAUGCACUGUCAUUUCCCAAGCCACUUAUUUAAUCCUUCCUCCAUGCAUCUUCUCUUGAUCAACCCUGUUGCCCAAGCCAGAAAGUGGGAGUCAUGUAACCUCCUUCCUCUCACUCCCACAUGAUAAACCAAGUCCUGUCUAUUUUAAUGUCGUUGUCAAAUCCACACCCUUUGCAUGCCCAGCACUGCCACCUGAGUGUACUCGCUUCAGUUCCUCCCUGGAUUUCCCACAGGCUCAUCUCAUUCUCCUGCCCUUGCUCUCCUCACUGAAACCAGAAUCUCCCUGAAUGCUAACCUCUUGACCGCCUACAUUUCAGCAGUAUUUCAGUUCUGGCCCUCAGCCUUGGUUUCAAGGUGUUACAGUAUUCUACUUACUCUCCAGGCUUAUCUCUGUCACUCGAUGCCUAGAACAUGACAGCCUUUGAGAAAUUCUUCCCAGCCCACAAAUAUGCCUGUGCCCACUGCAGUUCCUUCUUCCUGGAUUGCCCUUUGUCUCCUUCUCACCAUGCGCCUGGCUAAUUCUUAUUUAUCCUCAGGACUCAGUUCAAAUGUAAUCUUUUCUGGGAAGUUAUUUCUGACCCUCUUAGCCCACUCCUGCAUAUACUUUGAUGCCCUCUGGAGCCCCUUAUUUCUCUCAUAGCAACAGCCUCCUGUGAAUUGUUCCAUUACAACCUGUAUUUCAAUUUAUAAGAAAUUUUCAUGUACUGUGAGUUCCCUGAUAUCAGGAGACUGACCCUUUUUCUCUCACUGCUAAGCCUCGGUAAAUGAGUGAAAAUGAAUGUCCCUGGAAAUGUCAUUUCCUCCUA